CCAGUGGUGCUGCCCGUAAGAGGUCUGCAAGAGGAGGUACUCGAUGUCGUCUUUUGGUGGAGCACAGUUUGCCAGACGUCGAAACACGAUGAACCCACAGGCUCGCAGCGCCAUCUGGUGUGAGAGAGGGAACAAAAGGCUUGGCUUUGGAAGGGAAUCUCUACUAAAGAUCCACACUUCUACCUGCAGGUGGGAAACAGGAGCGCAAGACAUCACGUCAAUAAAAGCUCUGGUGUGUGCAGAUAAGAAGCAGCAGGCGUCUGCCUUCCCACACAGCGGGCAGCUGAGAGCCACAUUUGCUUGGCCGGACUGAGAGGACGCGGCCGCUCAACUCCAAGUGUUAUGGAGCAGAAGAGGCCAGCAGCAGGAGAGCAGCAUUUGGUGGGGAAGAAAGAAGAAUUGAUGGAAGCAAAGCGUACUUUCAGAACAUUGGAAGGUCGGGACAUCCUGCUCAUCUACCACCAGGGAACCUUCUAUGCUCUGGACUCUUACUGUUAUCACGCUGGUGGGAUGCUGCACAACGGGGACAUCGAGGACAUCGAUGGCAAGCUGUGCAUCGUGUGUCCCCGCCACAAGUACAAGAUUUCCCUGGCCAAAGGUGAAGGUCUCUACAAGGCCACUGACCUCACCCAGAAAACCCCUAGACCCAGAUGGUUCUCCAAAGGAGUGAGGCAGCGAGUCCACACGGUAACGGAGACCGACGGGGACGUCUACGUAAAACUCUCUGGGGAGCCGGGGUGGGUCGACUCGGACUAUUUCCAAGGAGAGAAGGGCAAAGUGGAAAGGGCCAGAGCUGAGGCCCUUGAGAAGAAGACAUCUUCCUAAUGGAUGAUGUGCUACGUUUACAUAAAGACUGUAAGUACAGUAGCGCAUGUUAGACCUUUAGUGGCUUUCAAGCAGUCUGUGUAUCAUUUUCAAAUACUUCAAACUACAUCCAUGUUGGAAUUAAUUGUCUGCUUCGCCAAACAUGAUCAUGUUGAUUUCCAAUUAAAUGACAUCAGAUGCACCUCCAGAAGGGAA
Messenger RNA from Nerophis ophidion (straightnose pipefish), 1020 nucleotides. It is a transcript of the gene rfesd, whose product is annotated as Rieske (Fe-S) domain containing. The record is from RefSeq and is a predicted model, not a curated record. Bases 343 to 825 code for a protein of 160 amino acids. Gene Ontology annotation, molecular function: 2 iron, 2 sulfur cluster binding. NCBI's taxonomy places the organism in Eukaryota, Metazoa, Chordata, Actinopteri, Syngnathiformes, Syngnathidae. The transcript has 5 exons.